Molecule: messenger RNA, 991 nt
Organism: Oldenlandia corymbosa var. corymbosa
Lineage: Eukaryota; Viridiplantae; Streptophyta; Magnoliopsida; Gentianales; Rubiaceae
Source: the annotation of a GenBank genome assembly
GAAUUAUCUCAUUUGUCCCCAAUUCCACUCCACUACCUCCACCCUCCUCCCUCGCGGAUUACCUUCUUCGACUCAGGAUCAAGUUCCCGCUAUCCUGGCUCAGUCUAUCUCAUUGCCCCAUUUUCUGAACCAUGGCCAUGGCUACUGCCUAUCAUCAAUCUACAAUGCUGUGCUCCAUAGGAGUACGAAAUCUUUGCAUAAAUCCACUCUCCCUGCCUUCUUCAAAUAUGGUGUCAUUUCCUGGUGGUUGUUGUAGUCAGAAGGGUAGGAUGGUCAUGAUACGUGAAGCCAGAUCAAAGAAGAACGAUAGGAUGCGCGUAAAUAUUGAAGCCAAAUUGGGAAAGGCCACUAAGAAGCCAUCCGCAUAUGACGAAAGGAAAUGGUCAAAUUACGGUUUGAUUACCGAAUCACUUCCCAAUGGCAUGUUCCGGAUUGGUUUAGUUCAGUUGGUCGAUAAUAAGUUUGUUCGAGUCAAUGAUGAUGUGAUGCUAGGUUAUGUAUCUGGAAGAAUACGUCAAAAUAAAAUCAAAGUAGUUCCUGGGGAUAUAGUCGAAAUUGAGAUUAGUUCUUAUGAUACUUCCAAAGGACGGAUUAUCUAUAGGCUUGGCAGGAGGGACAUCGAGAAAUUGACUGGUCUCGGUCCCAAGGACGAUUUCGAUGAUUAGUUCUCAAUACAUGAUUUUGUUAAAUGUGUACAUCCUGGCAGGGGGAGUCUUCCUAUGUUGCUUCUUACAUUGAAACAACCCUCAAACGGUAUUUUUUGUAAUUGUGCUGAGAGCGUAUUGAAGUAUAUUGUAGGAAUGAAUUUGUUGAAACAGCUGCCGAACUAUUUUUAGUACAUCCAGUUCUGUGAAAGUAACGUGUAUUCUAUUCUUCUAGUUACAUCCUGUUGUUUUGUUCUAACUAUUGAUUUGUAAAUUGUGAUUGAUCCUCCAGUUUCUUGUUAGUAAUCCAUAUUGGAUGAUCAAAUUCGUUAGAAAGUCUUCUUCCA